AUGGCUCCCGCCUCCCGCCUCCUUACGCUCGCCGUCGUCAUCGUGACGUGGGCGGGCGGCAGCAAAAGCAGUAGCAUCGCCGCUCCCCCCAGGUGGCAUCUGGCCGACACAUACGAUGCCUCCAACUUCUUCACAAAGUUCGACUUCUUCACGGACAAGUCGGGAGACGCAGGAUACUCCGUGUUCCAGAAUGAAUCAGAGGCCUUUAGAAAGGGGCUGGUUGCCUACCAGGACGACCAGGUCUACAUUGGUCCCGACCACAGGACCGUCCUCAAAGGCGCCUGCGAGCCUGACAGCAGCCCCGGACGUGAUAGCGUGAGGAUUGAGUCCAAAGCGCGCUACAACCAUGGCCUCGUCAUCGCCAGAUUCACCCACACGCCUCAGAUGAAAUGCGGUCUCUGGCCUGCCUUCUGGACAUACGGCAACAACUGGCCCAGAGACGGCGAGAUAGACCUUCUCGAAGGCUACAAUCUAAAUAGCUGGAACCAGCCCACCUUUCGCGUAGCCGAGACGGCAAGAAGCGGCAGGUGUAAGAUGGAUGGAGCUGACCAGGCCGCCUAUGUGCACUCCGGCUCAUGCGACGAAGUCGCGUCGCGAGGCAACGGCUGCUCGGCGGUCGAAGCAGCUGGCUUGACUGAGCCCAACGCCGGCAGUGUCUACGCCAUGGAAUGGACCAGCGAAUUCAUAAAGAUCUACAGGUGGCGAUAUGAUCUAGCACCGCGCAACGUAGACGACGACUCUCCCGAUACCUCGGCCUGGGGGCGCCCCCUAGUGUAUCUCAAGAACAAAGACUGCAACAUCGAUCGUCACUUUGCCAACCAGAGGAUCGUCCUGGACCUCGACUUUUGCGGCAACCCGGCCGGCAUGCCCGACAUCUGGAACGGUGAUUGUCGGAGGGCCACCCGCGAGACCAACUGUGUCGACUACGUCGCCAAGAACCCGGGCGUCUUUCGUGAGUCGUACUUUAAGAUCAAGGAUAUUCGCUACUUUCAGGAUAAACCAAAGCCCCGCACCACAACUCCCACCUCGUCGAGCACCCUCUCGAUUGCGACUCCUACGAAGACCGUCUUGCCGACAACUACCCCCGUGCGCUGCUUCUUCGAUGCGCCCUCUGGCUGCGACUCCGAGCUUGGGUCGGGAGUUUACUUCGUCGAGUCUUCUAUCGCCUGGCUCAUCGGCUACGCCCUUGAGGGCCAAACCUCUAGGUUCUACCUCUUCGACUGGCUCUGCGACUACGACUUCUCGCAUGCCUCCGGAACAUCCGGCUCCCGCUAUUUUGAUCAUGCCCCCUUCCCCCAACUCUGCUAUAUUCUCCCCCUCUACGAAGAUUGA
Hirsutella rhossiliensis is the source of this 1332-nucleotide messenger RNA. Its product is annotated as glycosyl hydrolases family 16 domain-containing protein. Lineage: Eukaryota; Fungi; Ascomycota; Sordariomycetes; Hypocreales; Ophiocordycipitaceae. The record is from RefSeq and is a predicted model, not a curated record. Gene Ontology annotation, molecular function: hydrolase activity, hydrolyzing O-glycosyl compounds. The transcript is spliced from 6 exons. Bases 1 to 1332 code for a protein of 443 amino acids. Gene Ontology annotation, biological process: glucan catabolic process.